CUGAAAGUGAACAAAUCUUUUCUGCUCUAGCUGUGAAUCCUGUCGCUCUUCCACUCAGAGAGGGUAUCUGUGAGUCGAUCACACAUCAUUUGGGCGUUCUUAGUCUUCAAUCAAUCAAAGGCAAAUAAAAUGCAGCUCAGCAUUUGUGAUUUGCACGUGCUGCGCAUGCCCAAAUCGGUUUGGCUUGAAUUUCCAAACUUUCUUCGGGCGUUGCUCUAGGCCUUUGGGCGCAGUUGAAGGUUGAGGUUUGUCAUGAUAGUUACGAAAAGUAAAAGCCAUUAUAGAUGGCAUCGAAUCUGCUUGAUGUGGUGCCUUGUGGUGGAUUUCGCACUGGCUCAGCAGAAUCUGAAGCCGGAGAAUCUGGAGCAGGAGUCGAGUGCGAAAAUUGACUGGCUCACGUUUCCCUGGUCGCACAGAAAUAAGACCAAGAAGGAGAGUCACUUGAGUGCUGGCUUGCAGCUGAAGGAUGACUACGGCCAGGCGGAUAUAUCCAGCUUCAGUGGAUUUGAGCGUCAUCCUUGUCGCCGCGUUUGCCAGCAGGGUCAGAGCCAGAGCUGCUACUACCAGCUGGUGGUGCACAACUAUCGUCGCUUGGGCCCCGAGUGCCAGCGCUGCCAGUUCGAUGAGCGCGCCUGCGCGGACGAGCGAUGCAUCUAUGGAGACGGCGUUGCAUCGCCCGUUAUGGCCGUCAAUAGGAUGGUGCCCGGCCCGGCUAUAGAGCUGUGUGAGAACGACACUGUGGUCGUCGAUGUGCUGAACUAUCUGAAUGAACCCACCACCAUGCACUGGCACGGUAUCCAUAUGAGUCGCAGUCCCGAAAUGGAUGGCGUGCCGCAUGUCACCCAGUAUCCGGUGGAGCCGGGCGAGGUGUUUCGCUAUGAGUUCCUGGCCGAUCGCAGUGGCAGCCUCUGGUACCACAGCCAUAUGGGCUGGCAGCGUGGCUUCGGCGUGGCCGGUAAUCUGAUCGUGCGCCAGCCCCAUCAGGCGAAUCCCCAUGCACGCCUCUACGACUACGAUCUGGUGGAGCACGCUCUGAUGGUGCAGGAUAUAUUCUACGACUACGACAUACAGCAGGUGCGCAACAUACUGAUCAAUGGCAAGGGCCGCAACCAUCUCAGCCAGCUGCCCGACCAGGAUGCCAGGCACCGCUAUGAGCGACUGCGGGUGACGCCUGGCUAUCGCUAUCGCAUGCGCGUCCUGCUCAACGGCAUCUUCAAUUGUCCCGUCGAGUUCUCCAUUGAGCAGCACAAGCUGCUGAUCAUCAGCACCGAUGGCAACGACAUUGAGCCGGUGCUGGCCGAUGGCUUCUUUCUGACCUCAGCGGAGCGCUUCGACUUUGUGCUGGAGGCGAACCAAUAUGCCAAGAACUAUUGGGUGCGCGUCCGUGGCUAUGAGCAGUGUGCGGAUCGCAAGCUGUAUCAGGGCGCGGUACUCAGCUAUCGGGGAGCCGCUCGCAGUGAGCUGCCCCAGGGCGAUAUACUGGGCAGCCGCCAGUCCAGAGAUCAGGACGAGCCACCGUUAUUCAUCAAUGAUUUUCGCUUCAAGCCCCUGAAGAAUUCUUCGUUAACGUUGCGGCAGUUCAGCAAAGACCAAGAUGUGGGCACGCUGUCGCUGCGCUCCGUGGAGCCCGUGCCCUGGCCAAGCUAUACCAAGUUCUUGACGUACUAUUCCAGUCUGAGCACACGGCAGGCGCCAAAUGGCGAACUACUCUUCCAAAUCGAUGAGAUUAGCUACAUUUCACCUGGUAUUUCGUUGCUCCAAGGCCGCCAUCUGUACAAGGAUGAUGGAUACUAUAGCAAUCGCAGCUCGCUCGCCGCACAAGGACGCAAUUGUGCCCGGGAGCUGUGCGAGGGUGUUCAUGUGAUACGCCUGCCUGCCUAUCGGGCCAUCGAAAUGGUUGUGACCAACCACAUGGAACCCACACAUCCCAUCCAUCUGCAUGGCUACACCUUCCGCCUGGUCGGCCAGGGAGUGCUGGGUAAUCAGAAUGACUUGAAAAAUAUACGCGAGCUGGACCGACGUGGACGUCUGCCUCGUCUGUCCAAUGACUAUGCCGCCGUAGCCAAGGACACUGUGCAGGUGCCCGGACUGGGCUACGUGAUUUUACGCUUCAUCUCUGAUAAUCCCGGCUUCUGGAGCUAUCACUGUCACAUCGAAGCCCACACAGUGCAGGGCAUGUUGGCUGUGCUCAAGGUGGGCGGGGACAAUCAAAUAAAACGAAUUCCGGCUCGAGUGGGCUGCUGAAGCUGAAAUAGUUCAAUAAAAUAUUUAAACAAAUAUACAUACAUAGGUAUACAAAGCUAUAGUGUUUUACAUUGUUCAAUUAAGAUUACAGGACACUCUAGUGUCAUAUACCAUAAUACAUAUUAUUAUUAUAUACUAUUUA
Drosophila mojavensis is the source of this 2386-nucleotide messenger RNA. It is a transcript of the gene Mco3, whose product is annotated as laccase-4. NCBI's taxonomy places the organism in Eukaryota, Metazoa, Arthropoda, Insecta, Diptera, Drosophilidae. The record is from RefSeq and is a predicted model, not a curated record. The transcript has 2 exons. Gene Ontology annotation, cellular component: plasma membrane. The coding region runs from base 253 to 2244 and encodes 663 amino acids. Gene Ontology annotation, molecular function: oxidoreductase activity; copper ion binding. Gene Ontology annotation, biological process: iron ion transport.